This is a messenger RNA of Diabrotica balteata, 1077 nucleotides long. NCBI's taxonomy places the organism in Eukaryota, Metazoa, Arthropoda, Insecta, Coleoptera, Chrysomelidae. The record is from the annotation of a GenBank genome assembly.
AUGAAACAAAUUGAACAUGACCUUAGAGUACAAAAGAAGGCUGUAAAACUAUUAAAUAGUAGGUGUUCAAGUUUGGAAGGAAUUGUAAAAAAGAAAACUGAGAGAAGUAUAGAGAUGUCUAAAGACUAUAAGACUGCAAAAGGCUGCUUUAAGAAUUCGUCUGAUACAACAGAAAAUAAAAAGAAAAUAAUGACAGACGAAACCACAUACACGAGUAAUGCUACUUCAAAUACCAGUAUACCUGAGCAAUCUCAAUCAAAAACAACCAAAGAGUUGGGAGAAGUUUCUCAACCUGCCAGCAAUCAAUCUUCCGCUUUAAAAUCAAGCACUUCGCAAAACUGGGAAAAAGAUGAAAAGGAUCCACAGUCAAGGCUUAUAUCCAUACAGUGGAAUGUUAUUUACAUAUUUCUACGUAGUAUUACCUCACAUAGCACCGGUGGUGUAUCCGCUAGCCACGGUAGUUCAAACUGCCUCUGUGUAUCUUACUGUUACAGUCUCAUUAGAAAGGUACUAAGAGCGAACAAAGAGCGCCAGCGUCUCUCUCGGAACCAGAAGCGAGAAAUCGGCCUAGCUACGAUGCUUCUAGGUGUAGUCGUCGUCUUCUUCAUCUGCAAUCUCCUACCACUAGUGAUAAAUAUUAUAGAAACUUUCCAAGUCCAAAUACCCUUUGAACUAGACUACCUCUUGCAAACCAGUAACUUGUUAGUGACGAUAAAUUCUAGUGUUAAUUUUAUUAUUUAUGUGAUCUUUGGUGAGAAGUUCAAGAGACUGUUUUUAAUUUUGUUUUGCAAUAACAAUCUCUUCAGAAGCGGCAGGGAAUCUCCGGAUGGAGUAACGCAUGAAGAUAGUUUUAUUUCGAAUGGAGACAGACACAGUUUAAGACUUCAGCGGCAUAGUACCAGCUUAAGCCGAAACGGAACAGGUUCCAACUUCGGCCGCACCAACGGCUCAACGCGCAUACCCAACCGCAACAGCUGCCGCUACAACCGAACCUCAAGUCCAGGCCCUUGCGUCUACUACCCAGCUAAUCGCAACAACAAGGAAAUUACACAGACGACAGUAUUAAUAGGAGAUUGA